UCCGUGCUAAGGCAAGACCUCAGCCACUUCCUCAUGCAGCUUCAGUGUCGAUAGGAGAGAGCUCUUAGACACGACACUUCCUAAAAAUCCAUUUCACGUUCCAUACGAUAUUCCAGCAAUGCCCCUCCUGUGGGCUUGAAGACAGGCAUGGAGCUGAGAUUCCUGCUUCUGUUGCUCUGCAUCUCAGGAUUCCAAGCACAAGAGUCUGACGCAGUGGAGAGCAGAGCGGAGGGGCAGCGUCUCGUUGUUGAGUGUCGCUACAGAUCCCCGGAUUACAGUGCAACACGGAAAACCUGGUGCCAGCCGAGGGAUAAGAAAUGCUCUCCAUUAGUUAUCACUUCUUACACAUCAUAUGGAUACCACAGCAAGGUUACCUCUGGAAGAACUACGAUAGAGGAUGACACCCGCAAGGGGAUUGUAACCAUCAUUAUGGAGAAGCUGCAGGUGCAGGACUCCGGCCUCUAUUGGUGUGCGCUCUAUGACCCGCCCAAUACACUGUAUCCACUAAUGACAAUUCAAUUGAAUGUUUUCAAGGAAGUCAAUGCUAUGGAGGGGCAGAAUCUCUCUGUCCAGUGUCCAUACAACACACAGCAUUAUAAAGAGGAAAAUAAAGCCUGGUGCCGAAGGACAAUUCAGAAUAAAUGCUUUGUCUUGGUCAACACUCAUCACAUCACAUAUCAAAACAGCGCUCAGAAUGGCAGAGCCAGGAUACAUGACGACACCCAAAAAGGGAUUGUUACUAUCACCAUGGAGAAACUGAAGGUAGACGAUGCAGGGGUGUACUGGUGUGCGCUCUACGAGCCUCCCAAUCUUUACAGAAUAAUUGAUGUUAAACUGGCUGUUACCAAGACUACAACUACAAGUGAUGUCCCAUUUGCCUCAAUCACACGUCACACCAGCCUAAUCCUUAGCACAGCUAGUGCUGGGGUCACCCAAACAGAUAGCAGCCUCUCGACUGAGAGAAACUUCAUCAUCCUCGGCGUGGUCUUGGGAGUCCUCUUCAUCCUGGCGCUUAUAGGCUUGGUGAUAUUGUACACCAGGAAAUCCAAGCAGCUGAAGACAAGAGGUGAUGGACAAGCUGAAGCCAUCUAUGAAGAACCCAAGGACGCCACAGUGUCUCAGGGCUUCGGCAACAUGAACGAUCCCAAGGACGACAAACAGGAGAUGCCACAAGACCUAAAAUAUGCCACCUUGGCCUUUAAAUCCAGACCCAGUCCCAGGGAAUCUGUCUACGCCAACAUCACGCCAAGUCGAGCUCUGGAAACACCCCACACCAGGUCCUCCACUGAGCCUGUGGAAUACGCCAGCAUUUCACUUAAGCCAUUAGCAUCAGGCGCCAAAUCGUGAUCCCGAGAACCCUGAAUAGCCCAGCGGUGGAACAGAAGAGACUGAGCUGGAACACUGCUGGGGGCGGGGGGAAGCGUGUGUGCAUGCUAGAGAAGAAGUCUUUGCUAUGUUUAUAUUUAAUAUGUAUAUUUAAAGUCCUGCCUCAGGUCAGAGGCUUGCAGAGAAAUUUAUCACAGGCAAUUGGGCAAAAUGCAGCUGCUUUUGAAGAAACAGCACAGGAAGAUCAAGAGAACGAAGGAGAAUCCUCAGGGUUCAAGCUGGAGGAAUAUGGACAGGCAUUGUCAUCUCAAACCCACUCAAACAUUGUUUGUGUAAGAUUCUGACUCAGAUGUUACAGGGUUCCGCUUCCCCUUGGGAGAGUGACAGAGAAUGAGCAGAGGGGGAAGGGGAAUAAAUAUACUGAUGAUGUGUGAACUGCAUCACGUUUUGCUGAAUGUACCUCAAUACAUAGCUUGAGAGUGUUUGCAAGGGAGCAACGUGUAAGUAUUAAUCACCAUCAUCACGGUCUCUAACCUAGAAUGACUAUACCGUACGAACCAAGGCCCCAGAACAGCCUUUCAGCUGCAAAAAUGAUAUUUAGCAUGCAUAGACACAUAGGAUGACCAGAUGUCCUGAUUUGAUAGGGACAGUCCCAAUAUUCAAGGCUUCGUCUUAUAUAGGCACCUAUUACCCCGCACCCCCGUCCCGAUUUUUCACACUUGCUGUCUAGUCACCUCAUAGACACAUGUUAGUGCAGAAUAGGUCAUGCAAAUGCCCAAGCAGCUCAAGUGCAGCGACCUGCGUGGGUGUGAGGGAGACAGGGACAACAGGAUUUUGGAAUAAAUUAAAUGUUGGUUAUCUUGGUGAGGCAUCAGAUCAGGAGCGUCUAUUUAGAAUGAAAAAAUAGAAUGUACGGGCAUGUGGAUGGGGUCUCAGGGCUGCAUGUGUGUUGGGGGCAUGUGUCUCUUCCUUUAGGGGAGGGGGCACAGGUUAAACAGGGCUGCCAGGGCUAAUGACAGUGGCGAGUCUCAAAAGCUGGAUCCUGUGGUGUUCCCAGCUCUAGUGCUGAACUUGUGCUCAGUGUUUGUCCACAGGCUCAGGACAUACGUGCAGUCUCUAUGGCCAGUUCACUGAAAAUAGGUAGUCACCUGCCGCAGUCAAAGCAUUUAUCGACACCGCUUCCACACCGCUGUGUUAGCACAGGCCUCUGACUCGCCCUCCCACCCCUGAAUGCCCUGAAGGAGUGGCCAGUCAUUCUCUGGCUGGGAAAACCCUUGGGUUACUCAGCAUCUCUGGUUGCAUUGCUGACCUACCCAGGCUGGCUACUCAAACCAAGGCAACAGGGAAUAGCGACAGCACGGGGAAACCAAGAAAGGAGUGUUCGAGUGAAGAAAAGAGAUGGGACUGCACACAUUCACCCAGAAGGAAGGAAGGGCGGGGGAGAAUAGGGGAGCUUUCUGAACAGAAGGGUCCCCUCAUUGCUCUAGCUGAGAGGAUAGGCAGCUGAGCAGGUAAGAGGAAGUGCUAGAUGAAGCAGCUAAAUUGCAAGGAAUAUGACGGAGAAAAUAGAGGAAGAAGAAGGAUGAGCACAGAAGGCAGAUUUCGACAGAGGCCCAAAAUUAGAGAGGAAGUGGCAACAAUCACUAAGGCUAAGUAGUUAAGGACUCGGGUGCGCUGGGUGACUCAGAGGGACAUGCUGAGGCUCGGGGAAUUUUAAUUUAUAGAUCAGUGGUGCGAAUCUGGACCGGAUGGGUAAUGUCCAAGAGCAGAUAGCUGGUCAGUGAGUGAUGUGAAAUGAGUUUGCUGGGUUUUAGCUCAGUUCCCAGUGGACAGAAGUGUCCGGUUUCCAAAAAGUGCUGGCACCAUAUCUGGUUGUUCAAGACAGGUGGCAGAUGAAUGGGCCUCAACUACCCCUCACUCCAAAAGUAGGUCCCUGCUCUCUUGGGGUUGCCGAGGGGAAGCCUACACUACCAAUCUUCUGAGAAUACAUAACUGACUUUGGUUUUCUGGCUAACAAUCAGGCACCUUUCGCCAGCAAUAAAGUAAAUGAAAAAGAAAGCAGAGCCUGAGACCAAUGGCCUGAUUUUCUACCACUAUGCUCCUUGUUCAGCCAUUUUCACUGGUACAAUGCAGGUGGAAAAUACUACUCAAUCAAAUAGCAACACAAGGUGUGAUCCCUUUGCAUGCACAAGGAAGGGUCAGAAAUAUAACGGAGACAGGAAGCUCUGCAGGGCCUAGGGAUGGGCAGGAUCUUCAAUUAUCAGGAAUGAAGGGAGUAAACUGAUAGCGGGAAUUUGCUGUAAACAGAGCAAGUCAAACAUUUUUUAUGGUGGAAAAUAGCCUUUAUUGGUCAACAACAGGCAUAUUUGCGAAAAAGCGUCCAGUUUUGUUGAAGAUGUUCAUGUUUUCAUUGAAAAACUGGGGGAGUGGAGGGGGGAACAAUCAAAGAAAAUGUUCAACAAUUUUGGUGGUUGUUUUAGCAGGGAAAUUUUAUAUAGAUAUAUAUAAAUUUCCUGAUCCAUUACAGUUGUAAAUCACAUUGUGCCCAGGAGGAACAAGUUGCAGGGAAUUACAAAAGAAAGUACAAAAAUAUUUGCUAAAAAACCUAAACUAGACAAUAAUGGAAGACUUUGAACUAGAACUGACUAUGGGGUGUACUUUCAGGGAAGUAGAUGUUUCUGACCAACAUGAGGCUAAACUCCUACCAGUUGCACUGAAAAUGGACCUCUACAUAGAAAGAAUGAAUCCUAUAACAUACUUAUGGUCAUGGUGGAGGGCUGUUUCUUUAUAUCCUAUCUAGAAGAGAGAGGGAGAAAGAGAAAGGCUUGUGCAUAGAGGAUAUAUCUGCAGUCCUACCACCUCUGGGUGUGAUGCUGUCAUCUCCUGUGACGCACCCCAUAAUGCUUUCAGAAAUAUGCUUAUGAGUGUAAAUAUGACAU
This is a messenger RNA of Trachemys scripta elegans, 4265 nucleotides long. RefSeq names its product CMRF35-like molecule 8. The transcript is spliced from 7 exons. Gene Ontology annotation, cellular component: cell surface. Bases 148 to 1347 code for a protein of 399 amino acids. Gene Ontology annotation, molecular function: signaling receptor activity. The record is from RefSeq and is a predicted model, not a curated record. Lineage: Eukaryota; Metazoa; Chordata; Testudines; Emydidae.